Molecule: messenger RNA, 285 nt
Organism: Neurospora tetrasperma FGSC 2508
Lineage: Eukaryota; Fungi; Ascomycota; Sordariomycetes; Sordariales; Sordariaceae
Exons: 1
Coding region: 47-220 (57 amino acids)
Source: RefSeq, a predicted model, not a curated record
UGCGCUUCUCUAAAGGGAUUUGUCGAGGUAAAGAAAGAUGUAAAAGAUGCUUGGAGGUGGGGCGACAAAGACGACGCGGAGGUCCAAAGGUACGGAAGUAGAAGUAGAAGGCCGCCGCUUCGCUCGUGAUCGUUGGUUGAAUAUGCGUACGGAAGCUGCUAGCUCUGAAGCAACAGGCGAGUACGAGGAUGUGCAAGAGUCAUCAGCCGGUCAAUACUGAAGAGGUUGGGCUGCCGAUGCCACCUGUGACGACGCGAGAAGGUCGAGAAAUGAGGAAGGUUUCGA